GUCAAGAAUCACCUCCGUCUGAUUGGCUAGACUUUAUAAUCUGUAUGCAAAUAGUGGGCUUAUUCCCUCUGGCAUAUCAAGAGUAGUGCGCUCCGCCGCAAAGAGGUCUGUUACCUGUACUCGCCCGGUCUUCUGUGUGAGCUAGCUGAGAUUCCCAGGAGUUUAUUCCAUUAACUCUGUCUCUAGAAUGGCUAAAAUAGCAGUUUUACUAUGCGUUGCGUUGGCUCUAGGCCUCGCGGAAGCCCAAGAUGCUGCAACUGCCGCCCCAGAAGGUACCACGGCAGCUCCUGCAGAAACCACUGCAGUUCCUGCGGGCAACAUGACGGCAGCCCCAAUGGAGACGACUGCAGCCCCAGACGCAACCACGGCAGCUCCAGACGCAACCACGGCAGCCCCAGAAGCUACCACGGCAGCCCCAGAAGCUACCACGGCAGCCCCAGAAGCUACCACGGCAGCCCCUGUUGAGACGACUGCAGGGCCCACGGAGGCGCCAACCACAAGACCAGAGGCCAAAGGACUGUUUGUGACUUGCACUGCCCAGGAGAUUCAGAUCAAACUCGACAUCAAGGAGCACAGUGGACUACAGCUCGACACGCUCACACUGAAGGACACCAACUGCCAGGUUUACAAGAACGACGGACAGUUUGCUUACUUUAGGUCACCUCUUGACGGCUGUGGCACGACUCACAACACCACCAAGACUCACAUUAAAUACAUGAACGCCAUCCGAGCCGAGACCACGGCCAAGACGAACAACGCCAAGAUCUCCCGUGACUUCCAAGCCGAAUUCCCGGUCCAGUGUACUUACGAGAGGUCUGCUAUCCUGUCUGUGGUGUCUUUCUCCCCGAGGAAGAAGGUUGUCUACUCCUCCGCAUCUGGUCUCGGUAACUUCACCUACGAGAUGAGUCUUCUGAAGGGUGACAAUGCCGAGUCAGAUGAGAUCACUGAGUUCCCACAUGUGGUGGACCUGAACGCUUUUCUUAACAUCCGCGCAAGCAUCAAGUCCAAUGACUCCCAGCUGUCUCUCUUUAUUGACAACUGUUGGGCCACGCCCACCUCCGACCCCAAAUACAAGAACCAGCACAAGAUCAUCACUACCGGAUGCAAGAAGGACAGUACUGUUCAGUAUGAUUACAAAACGUCCAAGCCCAUCCAGUUCUUCCGCAUGAGGUCCUUCCGUUUCCUGUCGGAGAACAGCGAUAACAUCCACAUUCACUGCGAGGUCGAGGCGUGCCGAGCUGACGACAAAGACUCUAACUGUGCCAAGGGUUGCCAGCCGUCCUCCCGUAAGCGCCGUAGCCUGUACUCCGAUGCGUCCAGCACUCUCCUCACCAUCGGCUCAGUCAAGGUCGUCUCAGACGCCAACGCCGCUCAGAGCACCAACGCCAAUGCAAGCGGCCUGACCACCGUGUCAAUCGUGGCGGGUGUUCUUGCCGUCCUGGUCAUCGGUCUAGUUGCUGCUCUCGUCAUCAUCCACCGACGCCGCCAACAGGCUGUCAACCGACCGGUCGCUUUUAAGAGGGUCCAGGGAGACACCGAGGAUCUUUUGAUCUAAGUGACGCAUCCUUGGAUUUAUGAACAUCCUGCAUUUUUAUAAGUUAGAUACUGUUUUUUAUUUCAUUUUGAAAAUCCGGAUUUUAACAAAAUCCGUUUUUUUACUUUGAACUUCGAGGAUUUAAAUUAGCAAAGUCCGGGGUUUCGCUUAGCAACGUCCGGGUUUUCAAUUAUCCCGAUCUGAGAUUUUGAAUGGCUAGACCCAGGAUCUCUCCUUUGAAUGGGUUUUUUUCAUAUCAAAUGACAUUUACCAUUUUUUUCACUUCUGUCUCUAUCGAUAUUUUAUCAUGGAGUAUGCAAGGACAUACAUGUCUCGGCUUAUUAGAAAUGAUAAUUUUUUGACACGGAGGUCAAGUCUUUAUCAUGAAAAGUACUUUAAGAAUCGGGGCACAUUUUAUUUGUUUUUUUUUUAUUGCGUUUUUGCAACAACAAAAAAAUCACAAUAAAAAACAAAGGGCAGCAACACCUCUAUUCAUUAGAUCUCUUUUUAAAUAUUAGAUAAUUGUAAAAUUGAAGGGGUUUGUUCGGACCAAUUUCAUGAUAUCAUUAGACCCGAUUACCUCUAUUUUCGUCAUAAGGAAUAACCCUCGAGUUUUUUGUAUACCAUGUAGCGUAAAAACAAUAUUUUAGUCCAUAUCCGUGUAAUAUCUAGAAGUGAGGAUAAACUGGUAUGUAUUUUUUAUUUAAUUAUUUUGAUUUUAGUUAAUUUUUUCCAAUUUUAGUAUAAUAAAUCAAUAAAGCAUUUAACUUUUGUUGCUUAAGUUAGAAACGAGGUGUAAUUUCUCAAUAUAGCUGGCUUACAAUGCCGAUAAUAGUUAAAAAAUUAGUAUAAGGAUUAAAACUCGGGAUAAGGGUU
This is a messenger RNA of Nematostella vectensis (starlet sea anemone), 2410 nucleotides long. Its product is annotated as ZP domain-containing protein. The transcript has 8 exons. The record is from RefSeq and is a predicted model, not a curated record. NCBI's taxonomy places the organism in Eukaryota, Metazoa, Cnidaria, Anthozoa, Actiniaria, Edwardsiidae. Bases 188 to 1555 code for a protein of 455 amino acids.